GGAUUAUACAAAAAAUCAUACAUUUCUUAUAGUCGUGGCGACGAACGCAUCCUGUCUCGGAAGAGGGUUAGGGUUUUGAGGCCUCCAUAUCCUACGCCGGAGAAUGGACGUAGAAAUCGAUCACUAUACGGUGCUAGGCCUCCCUUCCGGCGAAGAAGGUGCCAACCUCACAGAGAAAGACAUAAACAAAGCCUACAAAUCAAAGGCUCUCGAAUUGCACCCCGACAAAAGACCCGAUGAUCCCAACGCUGCCUCCAACUUCCAACAGCUUCGCACCUCUUACGACAUCCUCAAAGAUCCCAAAGCUCGCAAGUUGUUCGAUGACCUCUUGCGCGUCAAGCGCGACCGCGAGCUCCGCCAAUCCCACCGCGACGGAAAACGCCGCAAAAUGGUCUCCGACCUUGAACAGAGAGAGCGCGACGCCACAGCCCCCGAUCCCUCCGUCAAGGAGCGCGAAGAAGAAGCCAGAAUCGCCAGGCAACUCAAGGAAGAGAUUGCUCGAAUUAGGGCUAUGCAUGCCAAAAAAUCGCCGCCUCCUCCUUCGGAUGCCAAGAAAGAGAGCGCCGCCGCCACCGCCGCCACCGCCGGAGGUGGUUCGGUGGAUCAAGAAAAGGUUCUGAAGGUUUCUUGGGAGAAGGUCGGUGAGGAUUAUUCGGCGGAUAUGUUGAGGGAAUUGUUUUCAAAGUUCGGUGAAGUGGAAGAUGUUGUGAUCAAGGGGAGUAAGAAGAGGGGUUCUGCUUUGGUUGUUAUGGCUACUAAAGAUGGAGCUGUUGCUGCCACAGGAAGUGUGAUUGGUCACCUUGCUAAUCCGUUACUGGUUUUGCCUCUUAAGCCCGCAAUGGCCGCGGAUUCUUCGACUGCUUCGAAGACGGUUGAAACUGAGAGGAUGAGUAAUCUGGUCGGGGCUGGGUAUCAGGCUUUUGAGGAUUCUGUUCUGAAGAAACUGCAAAAGGCUGCAGAAAAGCAGAGAUAAAUGCUGUCAGAUGUUGAGCAUAAGAUUGGAUUAUUUGGCAUGGUCAUCUCCCGAUUCUAAUUUUUAGGUACUGAAAUUAUCAUUGUCACCUUUAAUGAUCUAUCAGUAGUGUUUUGUCAUUCAGAAUCUUUGUAUCAGGAUAUGCUAAUUGAGGAGUAUUAUAACCAUGAACCUAUAUUCGGUGUUGUGCUGUAUUAUAUAUAUUAUUGCUAUUCUUUUGUAAUUCCAGGCAUUACAUUUGUUGCCUGGUUUAUCAAGCAUACAAUCGGUGCUUGUGCUUAUGGAAACCUUAAUAUAAUGUUAACCUCUCAUUUUCCUUCUUGAUUGUGGGGAAGGUGAGCUGGGUGAGACCAUGAGGCUUGUAUACAAAUUUUGUUUUGCCUGUUCCUGUCAUUGUUAAGCACAGAGGAAACAAGAAGGGCUAACAAGUAGCAAAUAACAAGCAUUAUAUUUGCUACUAACUGGUCUUGAGCUGAUUUUUUCUGCUUGAUUGAUUCUCAGGAAUCUGCAACCUGUGGGUAAAUAAUUCAAGGGAAUUUCUUUUUGAUGAAAACCAUAAACUGAAAAUUGAAUCAGUUAUGGUUUUUGUAUCAUCUUGGGUCUUUGCCAAAUACUGUUGGGCUAUGAACGGAGAAGGAGAAAGCAAGUGCUAGCAGAUGGAAAGCCAGAGACCAAUGAUUCCCAUGAUUGCUUGAAAUUUGUAUGCUUGUCUCAAUCAAGUCCUGUGUGUCGGCUUAUCCGUUUGGAAUUCAUUUUGCUGUCUUUAUGUACACAUCGAGUAAAUGGAAAUGGAACUCUGAUGAAGUCCAAAUUCUAAGAAUAUAUACAUUUUUGCCAAAGCGUACUCUCAACGCGGUGGACGAAGCAUUAUUCAGUGCAAUUACGAUAGUAGGUGGCCUUGGACUUGGUCACAGAAGAAUUCCUAUUAUGAUGCUUCUUUUUUAGUACUCCAUGUUUGCAUGAACAAUAAAUAAGUUGUAUAAAAGGCUAUAUAGCUUCAGAACGUGGUGUCAAGUAUCGAAGCUGUAAAAUGGGUGUGAUCAUCACCACUCGUUGUUGUUCUAUCAAUUAUUAUAUGCAAAACUUAAGAAGUGUCAUUUAUUCUAG
Messenger RNA from Abrus precatorius (Indian licorice), 2080 nucleotides. Its product is annotated as dnaJ homolog subfamily C member 17. Gene Ontology annotation, molecular function: RNA binding. The transcript is spliced from 3 exons. Bases 104 to 973 code for a protein of 289 amino acids. The record is from RefSeq and is a predicted model, not a curated record. Lineage: Eukaryota; Viridiplantae; Streptophyta; Magnoliopsida; Fabales; Fabaceae.